UUAUGGCAAAUAACGGUUGUAAAUUUUGUGGGUUCCGGCUAAGAAAUUAAUGUGAUAAUUAAUGGAAUUGUUGUGCUAUUUAAAAAUAUGGCAAUUUUAAACCGCUACAAUGACUAGUGUGACAAGAAACAUUCAAUUACGGGAAUUUUGUCUUUUAUCUGCCCAUCGAACCUUAAAAAACAACCGGUGUCUAUCGAGAUUUAAGGCGUUGUCAUUUACAUUUUCUACAUCAAAAAAGUGAAUAUAAUUAUUCAGAAAAAAAAUGUAAAUAAUUAUAAUUUAAAUAAUAGAACGUUUGAAAAUUAAUUUUUAAUCGUCGUUGAGGAAUUUAUUUGGUUAAAAAAAAAAGUGAGUGAAAGAAAGAGAGACAACAACGUCAUGAAUGAACGAAACAUUAUUGAAUAUACUCCAAGUUUUGUCAGCUGAUUAACAGAGAAAAAAAAUGACAUGUGAGUCACUUGUUCUUAUUCAGUGUUCCUUGAGAAGCCGGAUCGUUCGUUGAUCGUUUGAACCGGUUUUUUAUUAAAUAAACAAAAAAAAAACCUGCUGGGCGGGAAAAGUGUGAAAAAAUUUGUUAGAAGCGAAAAAAAAAAAAAAAAAAAAUGGGAAAUAAAUGCAGUUGUUGUGCAUAUUCAAGUCCACAACUUGGUCGAAAAGAUUUAGGUGGCGAUGGUGUUGGUCGUGGUUUAGAGGAACAUCUUCCUGAUGGUGAUAUUAGUGUCAAUAAUCUUCAACAUAUUAGUGAACGAGAGCCGGAAGUUUGGAAUUCCGAUCCGUCUUUGCAUCCCUGUGCUGGCACCAUAUUUCUUGAAAGAUCCAAACAAUCCAUUGAAAAUGGAAUGGUAAGAAAAAAGAGUCAACAUCAAAUUGCUGAUAUAAGACCAUUAAAAAAAAGUAGUAGCUGUAGUACUAUUUAUUUAGACGAUAGUACUGUAUCUCAACCAAAUUUAAAAAAUACUGUUAAAUGCGUCGCAUUGGCAAUAUAUUAUCAUAUUAAAAAUAGAACAUCACAGCGUCAAAUUGAAAUAUUUGAUGAAAAAUUACAUCCUCUUACGAGAGACGGUGUUGCUGAUGAUUAUGAUAAACACAAUCCGGAACAUAAGCAAAUUUAUAAAUUUGUGAGAACUCUUUUUAAUGCGGCACAAUUAACAGCUGAAUGUGCUAUUAUAACAUUAGUGUAUCUCGAACGUUUGCUCACUUAUGCGGAAAUUGAUAUAACGCCCGCUAAUUGGAAACGAAUUGUUCUUGGUGCUAUUUUACUAGCUUCAAAAGUAUGGGACGAUCAGGCUGUGUGGAAUGUUGACUAUUGUCAAAUACUUAAGGACAUUACUGUCGAAGAUAUGAACGAAUUAGAAAGACAAUUUUUGGAAAUGCUUCAAUUCAAUAUUAAUGUUCCUUCCAGUGUGUACGCCAAAUAUUAUUUCGAUCUCAGGACACUUGCCGAGGCAAAUUCAUUGGCUUCGGAUUUUUCUUUACCAUUGAGUAAAGAAAAAGCCCAAAAACUCGAGGCAAUGUCGCGUGUUUAUGAAGAUAAAAUUGCCGCUGAAUUUUUACGUAAUGGUAUUAAAAAAUGGUCGAGCCUCGAUAAUAUUUGUUUAGCACCACGUCGAAGUAUUGCCAUUCUUUCGUAAAUUUACAAAAAAAAAAAAAAAAAUUGCAAUUGAAAAGAAAUUAAGAAUCUUAUUAACAUUUUUUCGCGAAAGAUGGUUCUUUUUUUCUUGAUUAUUAAAAAAAAAAAAAAACCAGUGUAAUUUAUUAAAUUUAUCUUUUUUUUUAAGUGCUUUGCAAGAAAAGAGAAUAUAGAUUUUUUUUUUGUUUGUUUUUUGGAAAAGUAAAAAUUAAUUUACUGAUAUAGAGGGAAGAUUUUUUUUAAAUCAAAAUUUGGCCCAAAUUUAGUAAUUCAAAUAGAAAAAUGUGCUAGAACAAUUUGGGAUCAAUUUUUUUAGCUUUGUUGUGCACUAUUUUAAUUUUGAGAAUAUUUUUUUUUAUAAUUUUUUUUUUCCGCCUCCUGUGAUGUUCUUUUUACUGCAUUUGUUCCACUAAUUUUACUUUUAGUCUCUUUUUUAGAGAAUGUAUUUUUUUUUGUAUACACAUUUCAUUUCGAAGCUUAAUUACCGCAUAUUUUUUUAUGUUUUUUUUUCGAGAUUUAAAGCUCUUUGAAAAGGCUUUUUAUAAAGAAAACGUUAACAAAGAGCUUGUAAAUUUGAUUUAAAAAGUUUGCUAUGUAAACUGACUGAUUAGAUAUUUUGUAAAGCAGAAGGGAAAAAAAAAAAACUUUUAUCUUAGUGGGGGGAAAAAAUUGGAGAUUUUUUUUUCAUUAUUAAAUUAAUAAUUUCAAAAUUUCUAAUUGUCCAGUGAAAUGAUUUUUAUUUUAUUUUUGUGUAUUCGAGAAUGAAUGUAACGAAUCAAAAAGUAUAUAGUACAAAGAGAAUUGAAAACAAUAGGAAUGCGCCAAGGUUGUUUUUUUUGGCUUGCACCAUUAUUUUGCUCAAUGUUUUUCUUUUUUUUUCGAAAAAAGAAACCGCUUUUUGAGAUUUUAAGCGACAAAAUUUUUUUUACUCAUAACUAAAAUUCUCGAGAGGUAAAAUUUCUUUUUUCUGCAAAUUAAUUUACAAUUUAAUUAAAAUUGUUAUUAAAUUGUAAUUUUUUUUUUUGGAAAAAUAAUUGAAAUAUUUCAAAUAUAAUUGUGAAUUUCAAUUAAUGAAAUUAUUUAUAAAUGGAAAUUCAGAACUCUAGGAAAAAAAAAAGAUGAAGCUUCCUAUUUUUAGAUUUACUUAGAUGCAUUUUAAAUACUUAAGCUUAAUAUUAAAAUUAAGUCUUUAGCUUGUAAAAAAAAAAAACUUGCGUGAAAAAAAAGGAAAUCAUAACCGUCGUGCAAUUUGACAUAUCUGCGAAAUGAAAAUUCAUCAAACUAUUAUUGUAAUGUAAUUUUUCCAUUUUCGGCCUCGAGAAAAUAUAAUUCAAUAUUGUUCCUUUAUAUUUUUAAUUUGCCAAGAAUGCGCAUAAACUAUUUUUAUAUAAACUCAAUGAAACUGAAUAGAAGAAAAUUUUUUGCGUCCUUGCGCAAAUAAAAUAUUGUAAGUAUAGUGCGAAUCUCGAUGUUUUAAUACUUCGUAUAAUAUGGCUUAUUUUUCUUUUUGUUCUUUAAAUUAUUAGCUUAAAAACUCGAACAAAAAAAAAAAAGAAAAAAAACGCGUAUAUUGUAAUAAAAUAACAGCAAUUUCAAUCUUCCAUCCUGAUAACCAACAAAGUUAUAUAAUUUUUUUUUUGCUCUAACAUAUGUACAUGGCCAAAUGCGAAAUAAUAAUUAAGGAUAGUUAAAAGAAAAAGGAAAAAAAAAAUAGUUGUGAUAAAUUGUUAAGAUUAUUCGACGAUAAGUGAUUAGCAUUUUGGGACGUUCGAUUUAUUCGGAAAUUCUAAUUUUUUCCCUUGUAUUCAAAAGUAUUUGAAAUCAAUUUUUUUUAUUAAUAUUAUUAUUAUUUCUUUUUAUUAUUAUUUUAUAAUAAGUAAUAAUAAUUAUCAAAUAAGAAUUUAUCGAGAAAAUCAAGCGUCCCCAAUAAUUUUCUAUUCGUGUCGCUAUUACUCGAAUGCUUCGCGUUUAGAAAGACUGCGAUAGUCUCGAUUCCAUCCGCAUAAAAAAAAAAAUUGUAAUUUUUUUGAUGGAUUAUCUUUGCCAGAGAUAUUGAUCCAACAAAAAAACAAUUUUUUUUAAAAAUUUUUUUGUAAAUAUGUGUUUUUUUUUUUUAAACUAUACCAAUGAAUUGUUACAAGCCCUUUCACUUGUAUUGUCUUAUGCUUUAUUAAAGAUAGACUUUUUAAAAAAUAUAUAUACAUAUUAUAUAUAUAUAUAUAGGUAUAAAAUAUCGUAGAGCAUAAAAAAAAAACCGUCUAGAACAUUUUGUACAGACUUUUUUAGAUAUACUUAACUGUGACUUGUUUUUCUGUUUAUUGUUCUUUUUUUUUAUCACUUUAUCAUAAAUGUAAAAUCAUUUGAAGGAAGGUUUUUAAUGUGUGGUGUAUAUAUUAUAUUUAUACGAAAAAUGGGGCCAAGACCAACUUAUAUAAUAUUAUAAUAAAAGCCCUUUUCGAUUGUAUAAUAUGCACAAAAUGCUUCCUAGUGUUUUUUUUUUUUUUUUGAAAAUAAUUUAAACCUUUUUUUUAAGAAAAAGGUUUGAACGCAAUUAGAAAAAAAAAUAUGCAGCUUAGCUGUAAUAUUUGAUGGGAGAAGAAAUGGAGAUUUUAUUCUUGAUAAGGGCUGGUUUGUAAUAAUGCAUAGCGAGCUUUUUUGCUAAUUUUUAAUCUUUAGCAUUCCAUUGUACUUUUUAACCCUUCCAAAAAAAAAAGAACAACUAGUGCCUGAAAGAAUUUACACUGUGUACAUUAAAUAUUUAUCUCCAUUUUUAAUUGUACGCUGAAAGUUUUUAUCAAUUAACUCAUAGGUUUAGCAAAAAAUUUAAAAAUUAAAAAAAAACAAAAAGAUUGAUUAAUUGGGCUCAAUAAAUAAAAUGUACACGAA
This is a messenger RNA of Leptopilina boulardi, 4516 nucleotides long. It is a transcript of the gene CycY, whose product is annotated as cyclin-Y. Gene Ontology annotation, biological process: regulation of cyclin-dependent protein serine/threonine kinase activity; regulation of canonical Wnt signaling pathway. The record is from RefSeq and is a predicted model, not a curated record. Gene Ontology annotation, cellular component: plasma membrane. Lineage: Eukaryota; Metazoa; Arthropoda; Insecta; Hymenoptera; Figitidae. Gene Ontology annotation, molecular function: protein kinase binding; cyclin-dependent protein serine/threonine kinase activator activity. Bases 603 to 1631 code for a protein of 342 amino acids. The transcript has 4 exons.